AUGAUGGAAGGGUAUGCUGCGGCGGUGGAAGCUUGCAAGGUUGGGUCGCCAAGUGAACGGGCUGUCAAUGCGUAUGUGCAAUCAACGUAUACAGCAGCCAUGGCGCGUGCUGCAGACGAGCUGCGUCGUAUUGCAGGCGAGCUUGGCGUGGCCCGAGGAGAGGAGGGGUGCCUUGACCGCUUGCGAAAGCACCGGCAAGACCUUGAGCAGGAGCUUGAGGCCCUUGAGAAGGAUCUUGCGACAGUCUCUGCGGCCAGCGAGGCAGGAUGGAUGCUCAGCAGCGCCUGUGCAGAGGAGCCUGGUUCGCGGCGGCGCCGCAAGGAUGCGGAUGCAAGGCCAGUGUCGAGGCGUUUGCAGCAACUGCCUUGGAGUGUGGGAGUGUUUCGACAAGGCGGCGAUGCAGUUUUAGAGGGCAAAGGACCCUUCUGA
Symbiodinium pilosum is the source of this 429-nucleotide messenger RNA. Lineage: Eukaryota; Dinophyceae; Suessiales; Symbiodiniaceae. The record is from the annotation of a GenBank genome assembly.